Messenger RNA from Dibothriocephalus latus, 1614 nucleotides. NCBI's taxonomy places the organism in Eukaryota, Metazoa, Platyhelminthes, Cestoda, Diphyllobothriidea, Diphyllobothriidae. The record is from the annotation of a GenBank genome assembly.
AUGGUCAUUCGUCUGCCCAACGCCCUCAGUUAUCUUGUGGAUCAAUUUGCUCAGCACUGUCAUGACGUCUGGGCGCAUGAAUUAGUUGAACAGGGCUAUGUCUACGGCCCCACUCUCGACGAAAGUCGGCGUACCCAUCCCAACAUCCGUCCUUUCCACAGUCUCUCUCAGCACGAGCAAAUAAGAUACAUCCAUCCGGUCACGGAUACGCUGAGGGCAAUGAUGGUGCUUGGAUGGACAAUAGACACUUCAUCUAUACAUCAUGAGGGUGAGGUUGGUUUUCGUCGUCGACGUCCAACACUGACCAUGGAAAAUCCACAGGGCUAUAACCCUGCCCCGAAGGAUCUGCACAGUGUCAAUGUUACACGAGAGUUGAUUGAUUUAGCCGAACGCUUGGCUGACAAUGCCCAUCAGAUCUGGGCCAAGCAAAAGAUGCAGGACCUUGAGGCUAUCGGUGGCGGUGUACAUCAGCUUCUAGUGCCCUACGACAUUCUUACGGACAGGGAACGAAAACGCUAUCGGCGACUGACCCAUGAACUGAUUCGCUACCUCCAGUUCUACGGAUAUCGCUUAAAAUACAAAUCAACUCAGCAGGCCUCUACCGCUGGGGCUGGACCUGGCCCACAGUCUCCUACCCUUGGUCUUCAGGGGGAAAAGGGGGAAGGUCAUCCAUCCUCGCGAUUUGCUUAUGGCCUCUUGAGCAAACUCCUGGAUUAUGUGGAGAGUGCCAUGACAAGCGUGAAGGAGAGCAAGCCCAGCCAACAGUUCAGUCGCAGGCACUCCACUGAACACACCAGUGAGGAGAUGAAAUUACUGGUCAAGGUCGUGUUGCCAUUGGUGGAGCGUUACUUCAAUGUACGGAAGAACUACUUCACGGAUCCCUACUCGGGUGCCUCCAUCGAAGAGAAGAAAAUGGCCGCCAUGCUGUUUUGCAAGCUCUUCACUCUACUACGCCUGAAAACAAAAUGCUUCGGAUCCGACGUCAACGUCACCGUCUCCUGUCUCAAAUGCCUCAUACAGACCAUCGACGUGAAGGCAAUCGUCAAAAUCAGUUACGCUGAGGACUUUGUUCGCGUACGCCUCCUGCCCUUCUUCACCUACUGCGCAGACGAUCUGAAUCUGUGUGUGCGUAACCUCGAGGCCGGACGAUACUCACACAUCAAGGGCACCAUCCGCAGAGGCGCCUGCAGCAUCCACUAUGUCCACAUGAUUCUGCUGCCCACUGUGAAGACUAUGUUUGAGCACAUUAGCAAGACCCUCUGUGGUGAUGAGCUGCUCGUUGGAAAUCUACAGGUCACCUGCUAUCGCAUUCUCAAUGCUCUUUACAUGCUGGGGACAAGGAAUCUGAAGCACACCAGUCGCCCAUUCCUCGGGGACGAGCUGAACAGACAUCGACCUGUCCUGGGAGAAUGUCUGGCGGCGCUGGCCAGCUGCUUCCCCGUCGCCUUCUUGGAGACCGAACUCAGUGCCAACAAUCCUCUCUCCAUCACCUACCACAGUGAAGAGGCCGAUUACAGUUUUGAGGCACGAGGUACUUGCAGAGCUUCAGUAUUCGCGCGAUGUCUUAUACCCCCUCCCACAUGUUCUCCACCAGCUAGGCGUCUUCCCAAGUAA